Clavispora lusitaniae ATCC 42720 is the source of this 2628-nucleotide messenger RNA. RefSeq lists its product as uncharacterized. The record is from RefSeq and is a predicted model, not a curated record. Lineage: Eukaryota; Fungi; Ascomycota; Pichiomycetes; Serinales; Metschnikowiaceae.
AUGCUAAUACGAAUGGGAGAAAGUCAGAUGAUGAAUGUAACUUCUCUCAAAAUUUUCAAGAGGGCAUUACCAAUCAACAUACGGAUGAAGAAAUGUUCAGCGCAACAGAUGACUAUGCUGAAAAUCCCGUAUCUGAUACAGCUUCAGUUAUUCAGGAAGAUCUUUCAUUUGAUUCCCAGGAUGCUGAAAACCAUCCAGGGCAAGAUUCCUCUAAUGCUGAAGAGACGCUUGAAAGAGAAAGAGAUAGAAUAUUUGAAAAUGCUGCUGAACCCCAGUGCUGAUUUUAAGAAAGCAUUCUGUGAGUUUGAAGUGUCAAGUGGUAAUAAAGUCACAGUCAUUGAACCUGUCACCUCUGAGGAAGUGUUGAUGACGUUCGAAACCGAAACUAUAGUCGAACUGAAGUCAAUUUUUCCAACAUCAAUCGAGGAACCUACUGAAAUCAUCGCAGAGACAACUGAGGCAGACGUCAUAGGUGAGCUUAUUGAAAUAACUGAUAACUUACCUCCUGAUAUCCAAACUCCAACAGAAGUAAUCGAACCCGAAGAUAUUGAUGGUGAAAUGAUUGUUGAAUCUUUUGAGGAGACAACUGAUGUAGUUUUACCAACAUUCAUCCAAGAAAUGGAGUCUUUGAGAGGUACGCCAGUGGAUCGAGAUGUAUAUCCUUCAUUCUCAAUACUGAAUAAGAAAUCCGACGAUGAAUCGUUGCAUGAUGAACCAUCCAGAAAGCGUUUAAGUGAUAUUCAAGAAGAAUCUUCUCGGAUUAAAAGACCAAAACCUUCAUUGUCCUCUUUUAACCCGUUGAAAUGGUUUUUUCCUAAUACAAAACUUAGAAAAAAACCAUCUAUUCCAGUUCCGCAUCUUGAAGAUGUCCCGACGGAAAAUGAAAGUGAGUCUUCCUCUGAAGCUUUUAUUGAGGGUGGAGCGAAGGCUGAUCAACAUGAUUCCUCCUCUGGCGGUGAGGGUGAGUCACCCAUAGACUCCGGGGUAGGAUUUGGAAAUAACCUCAUAGAAGAAGAUACAGCGUUAAAAGAUGAGGGCGAUUUGUUCACUUCAAGUGAAGAAAGCAAUGUCGUUGAAGAGUUUAUGGUGAAUGAAGAUAGGAAUGAGAAAGAGAAUAUCAAACAUGAGAAUCCUACAGACCCUCUAGAACUGACAAAAGAGAGCACUCCUCUUGACUCAUCUGAGAUGUCUGAACCCUCUAAUGUUGCGGAUGCAAAGAAAUUAACACACAAUGAUCCGAAGGAGAAAGAAGAAGGAGCAGAACUUCCAAUAGCCGGAACACAGACUGUCCUCGACACUGGUGAAGAUGAAGCCAAAGUUCGCUUCCUCUCACGUUUCUCUCCCGAAGUUGAUGGCGAUGAUGAUGAUGAUGAUGAUGAUAAUGAUUUCGUCGACGCAAGUGGUGAAUUUGGGAAUUUGGAAGGGAAAGAAACUACUAUUGGGGGUUUUCAAUUCAAUAUCAUUGCUCCUCUGUCUGAAAAUCUCCUUAAUAAAGGCAAAACGAUUAUGAAGGAGCUUGAAAGCUUGUCUGAAGCAUCUAAUGAUGAGUCCGAUGAAGGCAUAGAGAAUGAGGAUAUGAAUAUGUCUUCGAAUAAUUAUGAAGAGAACAGGGGGUCUUCAGGAAAGGAGAUAGGUGAUGAAGUUGAAAUGUAUAAAAGUGAAAACGCAAGCAAUUCUGCAAAUACGAGUGAAAAGUUUCUUCCAGAGAAGGAAGAACAGAAAAGCCAAAAGACUCCCGAUAAUAUUGCCCUAGCACCAGUUGAAUCUAUUCUUGCAGUAUUUAAGGACAAAGUCAAUCAUGUUAUAAAAGAGAGAGAUAAUCGAAUUUCCAGCAAGGCAAACGAACCCGAAGUGAAGAAGGGACCUCUCAAUGGCAUUGAAUCUCCAGAGGAUAAUCAUCAGCAAGAAUUAGAUUGUCAAAUUCCUCAAAAGGGAAGUGAGAUUCCAGAGAUACAACAAAACGUGGGUAAGCAUCAGGAUGACGGAAGUCUGUUGAUGCAAGAGAAAUCCACUCGAAAUGUCAAUGAUUCUGAAAUGACUAUGCAUCCAGUUGCAGAAAAACGGACACACCCUAAAACGGGAAAAAGAAAAAUCCUAGGAUUGGAAAUUUCUGAGGAUUCGACCCCGCCUCCAAGGAAGCGUACAUUGCGGAGUCAAACCAAGCACGAGUUGGGUGACGAAAAUGCUGAACUGGUGGAGCAUGAAGAAAAAAACUGGAAGGAAGAAAAACCACAAGAAGCUGAGGUCCCUAUGACUCCUGUCUUAGGAGAAGACCUAGAAGCAAAAAACAAUGAACCUGCGAAUUUUUUCCAUUCGCCGCUCAAAGUGACAAAAUCUAGGUCCCAAAGGAAACCAAUCCAAGAACAUUCUUCACCUACAUUAGAUGUGCCACUGCUGCCCGGUCGUAGGCGUGUUUCAAGUGGUAAGUGGUUGCUCGAUCUGACGGACCAUCCGGCUUUGAGAACAAGGUCGAAGUCUCCGAUAAAAAGGACAAUUCAACAACUAUCUUCGGAUAUCGAUGAUGAACCGCUCAAGCGCAGGAGGGUAACGAGAAGUAGCAAGAAGAAAGCUGAAGAAGAAAAAACGAAGGAGGAAGAGUUACGAGGUCGCGCUAGAGAGCGUCGAUAA